Molecule: messenger RNA, 988 nt
Organism: Paraglomus brasilianum
Lineage: Eukaryota; Fungi; Glomeromycota; Glomeromycetes; Paraglomerales; Paraglomeraceae
Source: the annotation of a GenBank genome assembly
AGAGAAAUUGAUGGUUGUUUGUUAUCAUGAGCAUGGCCAUUCUAUAAAGAAAACGGCAGCGAAAUUUAACAUUCAAAGACGUGAUUGGAAGGCUAAAAAAGAUUUGUUAAUGCGAGCAUCACCGCACAUUCUCAAGCUUCAUAUGGGCCGUAAAGCGAAGUAUCCUGAACUGGAAAAGGAACUGGCUGAAUGGAUACUAGAGAAUCGACGAAAGAGUAACCAUUUACCCGAUGAUCUAAUACCUAAACAGUUGGAAUUCCUUAGUUAUGUUCUAUAUAAACGUCGUGAAUAUAAUUACCCAUUAAGUCUUAUUGGUAAUAUGGACGAGACACCCCUCUCUUUUGAUCUUCCGAAUCCAACUACAGUAACUCAGCAUGGUUCUAAGUCAGUAACAAUCAGGACAACAGGACAUGAGAGAACUUGUUUUACCGUUAUUUUAGCAUGUAUGGCAGAUGGGUCUAAACUACCUCCGAUGUGCAUUUUUAAACUCAAAAACAAGCCACGCGAUCUAUUUCCAGAUGAUAUUCACGUACGAGUUAACGAAAAAGGCUGGUGUAAUGAGAACGAAAUGAAAUAUUGGAUCGAAAAUGUGUGGUCGGUGAGACAGACAAGCGCUCCACGCUCUCUUUUAAUUCUAGAUUCAUCCCGUGGUCAUCUUAUCAAUACGGUACGACGGCUUUAUAAUGAUUGGAUGGCACGAGAAAUUCACCAGUUGGCUCCAGCAGGUCGAAUCAAGAGACCGUCGUAUGCAACAGUUACUGACUGGGUGAAAAAGGCGUGGGAUGAAAUCGAUGGUGAACUUAUUAGAGGCGCAUUCAAAUGUUGUGGUAUUUCUGUUAAGGAGGAUGGAACGGAGGAUGAGUUGAUAUUUGAUAGUGAGAGAUUGGAUGACAUUAGCGUUGAUCAAACCGACAAGGAGAAUGAUAUUUUCGUAGAUAUUGAAGGUGAUAAUUAUGAAGAAACGGAUGGUUUUAGGAAUAUAUGGUAA